AUGCGCCGAGACUGCGCACACCCGCAAAGGAGACCGGAGAGCGCAGAGGCUCAGCUCUCCUCUUCCGCUUCCUUUUCUUUGCGCUCCUCUGCUGCGUGGGGACCGGCGACCUUACUCUCUCUUCUCGCUGAACGGUGCGAGCAGAAAGAUGGAGGAUCGGCGCGUUUUGAGCCGCGAAGAGAAAGCCGGAGACGUCUGUUAAAGAACGCAGCCUGGGAAUGCUUGCUGCUCCCCGCGCUUCGUCAUCGCCUCCCUUCUGCCGACCCUCGAGACACGGUCCCCAUCAGAUCAACGACGACCGCGGCGUCCUCUCCUUGUCCUCCGUCUUCUUCUCCUUUUUCUUCCUCUUCGUUUUCUUCCUGUGCGCGUUCGUGGGCUCUCGAGAUUAGUCAGCAGUUGAUUUUGCGAGGCCGCGAGGAGGACGGUCAGGCUCUGCUUCUUCUGUCAGAGGUGCUGUUGUCUCGCUCCUCCUCGGCGUUUCCCUCGCUCCCACCUUCUUCCUCCGCUGUCACUUUUCUCAAAUCUGGGGGGUUUUGCGAAAGGCGACUGCGGGAUCCCGGCGCUGUCGUUUAUCUCCUUCUUCUUCUCUCUGCGCCGCUUGCCGCUCCACGAGACAGCCGCGAAGAUGCCACGAACCCCAGCGGAAACGCGAACCGCGAGAAGCUUCCCGAUGGCUGCCGAGCCUCAGACUUCUCCAGGCAGGUCCUCGGCGUCGCGGGUGUACGUACACCUCAGCUGGAUGCGCGGCUCCUGCGCUUGGCCUUCACUGGGAAGUUGGCACCAGGAGCGGCGAGGGAGAUUCCGAGCGUUUCUCCACCUGCCUCGAUCCUCUCGGAGGGCGUUUCCGCCGAGCUGAAAGAAGAAAUCCGAGCAGCAGCGAGGCGUCUAGGCUUCCGGGGGAGGUGUGCAGUUCUCCCGGCAUCAACCACCCAGACGCAAAUGGGCAAAGCCGGCACGGACGGAGAAGGCAUAGCAUGCAACGAGGACGACAGGAAAAGGCGGGGAGACACAGGCGAAGAGAGAGACAACGUUGGAGAGAGAGACAAAGACAGAGAGCGAGAAGAUAGCAAUUUCGGGCAGGAGCUUCCGAGCGAAAGGAGAGUAGAGAAGAUGUGUUCCGGAGUUUUGUUGCCUCGCGAGCGACCGGGCCCUGUUUCGACGCAACUGAGUGUCGCCAACCGCUCACAUUCGUCCGAAGAGGACCUCUCUGCCGCCUUCUCUUCUCUCUCUUUAGGAUCUGGUAUUGCGGAACUCGAAUUAGACCAAGAGAGUGGACAGUGUCGCGCCGGGGACAAUUUGUCUCCUGCGGGGAAUCUGUGUCCUGACCGGUCCCGCGGCGAGGCGAGAGAGUCUGGGCCGUCCUCUCUCCGUUCGCUGUUCGCCCCUGUGUCUCCGCCAGAGUUUUCGUUCCGUCCCUUCGGUGCCUUGCCGUUUCCUGCUCUCAUGGAAAAGGGGGCGGCCGCGUGCACGUUUUCUGAAGCGACUCCGCUGUCUCUUUGCGACGCACAAGGGGAUCGUCUCGAUGUCUACUCGCAGCCCCAUGGGAGAGACAGAAAGGUCGAGGAGCGCGAAGCGCGAGAACGCGCUUUCGCAUGGAGACACGGAGGAGCCUGGCGAGGAUGCUUUCACCGCGAAGGUCUCGCCCCGUCCCUUCUCGCACCUGUAAAGGAAGAUGAGUGUCCUUUCCGUCUCGGCUCUUUACAUGCCGAAGAGCCUUUCGCUGUGCAGAGUGAAAACCCAUUCGCCACCCCUUCUUCGGUUUCCGCUUCCUCGUCUUCCGCUUCGUCCUUCUCUGGUGUCCCUGACGCUCCUUUUCCGUCCGCUCUUUCGUCAGACUUUUCUGCUUCGCCUGGGGUUGCGUUCCGCUCAUCUUCGGGGCCUGGCCACCGCCCGUCCGGCGGGGGAGACGAAUCGACCCCCCCUCCGUUUCCAGAGAGAAGUCUGAGUUUCUUCUCCCUUCCGCAGUCGCGCCUGCUCGGAGCAGACGAAGGCCGAUUUGCCUUUUUCUCGGCGUCGUUCGAAGGGCGGCAAACAAGCGAAGAAACGGAGGGAAGAGACGCAGGCACGAGAAAAGCAAACAACUUUUUUGGAAAGCUGGACACGCUGGGCCGGGACAAGGCCGCGCGUGUCGACACUCCCGUUGUGCGACCUCUGCAGUUCCCGUGGACAAGCGAAACAGAAGAAGCUGCGGCGCUCGAAGGUGAAAGGAGAAAGACGCUGCCGGGGAGAUAUCGAGCCGAGGCGCCUCGUGACGAAACUGCGCCGACGGCUGCUGUCGCGACGCCCGACGCGUGGGAGAGAGAAAUGACUGCCUGGCUUUAUUCCCAAGAAGCGGCUAGCCAGUCCUCAGGAGCCCGAAAAGAUGAAGUCUUACGAGUCCCCACGCGCUUUGCUUCUUGGGACAUGCGGAUGCUCCAACCGAGAAUUCAGCGCGUUGCCGAGCUCCUCGAUAGACGGAAAAUUGAGCCGAGCGACGCAGGAUGGACAACAGAAAGCUGGACUUCCCAGAUGCUCAGCUGUAUCGACAGCCGAACAGCCGAGUGUAUGGGCACCUUUCUUGCCACUGCAUACGGCACGAUGACCGUCGGUGGUCUCGACAGCAGGUUUGCGCUUCUUUCAGCAGACAGCCGUUCCAAUCGCGAAAGAUGCCCCUAUGUGCGUCCUGUCCCUGCGCUUGUCUCUGCGGCCUCUUCGGCGAUUGUUCCACGGCGUUUGACGCUCGCCGCCGUCCUCUCGACCUCGCCGCCGCCUCCUCCGCCGUUUGGGUUUCGUGCGUGUCCACGUUCCAUGUCGCCUUUGCUCGAGUUUCUGGAAAACUGGGUUUUCCGAGCAAACGUUUAUGAUCCGGGUGACGAAUUUCUUCGACCUUUGCCGGGGGGCUCUCCGUCGCGUUUCCCGUCUCUCACUCUCGGGUGCACGUACCGCCGACGUCUCACCGACUCAGGACAUGCAGACAGCCGAGUGGGAUGUCUGUGGCCUUUGGAGGAUGAAGCCAACGGCGCGUGCGUGUCUUCUUUUUUCUCCGAUGAAGACGCGCAGCAGCGGUGGUCGGACAGAGCGGCGGGUGCUGUGGGAGCGGCUUCCCAGGUGAACUUUGUCCUUCCCUCGUUUCUGCUGUCUAUACAGCAGGAGAUCCACAAAACGGGCCUUCUCCUCCUCAUUCUUCUCCAUGCGUCCCCAGAGGCUUUCCAAGCGGCUAGUCUGGCUACAUCUUUUUCUCGUUCAUCUUCGCCCUCGUUUUCUUCGUUCCCCUCUGCUGCCUCCACUUCUAUGGCGGCCUCCACGUCGCUUGCUCCCUCGCUAGCGGGAGAAAGUGUGAAAUGCGAAAGCGUACCCCCGAAGCCAGAGGCGGAACCUGCGACGGCGCCGGAUCCCGCAGCGGCUUCUGUCCUCGCUUUUGCCGUCCCGAGCUUGACGCUUGAGGGUUUUUCGCGAACGCUGGACAUGAGAAACGGUAUGACUUCACGGUCCUUCUUCUCUUCACACGUUCAGCCCUUUGCGUCUCUCCUCGCCUCCGCACCUGCGGCGUCGCCGUCGCUCCCGGGGUCUGAAGCUGCUCUCGCGUGCGCGUCUUCUGUUUCUUUUCCGUUCGCGGAAGCGAAGCAGGCGCGGACCGGCGGUCGGAGGGGACCGGGCGUCCUCGAGUUUUCUGUCUUUCUGCGAGAACUUCUUCGCGUGGAACAGAAAUACCGCGGACUUCGUGCACUCGGGCUGACCCGAGUUUGGUGUCUGGUGGAGGCCCAGCAGGUAUGUGUACAGUUGAGGGAGGCAGCGCGGGAAGAGCAGUUUCGCCGCGCUCGCGCUUUCCUUCACCAGCGAAUUCGCUUAAGUCACCAAACCCAACUGCUGCAGCUUCAACGGGCGCGUUUGUCGCGAGAAAUGAUUCGAGCGGCGGCUGCCCUGGCGUCACAGAAAACAACCUCGUGUCCCUCGCUCACGGACGUCUGGCGAGAGGUGGCGAAGAGGCAGAAAGAGGAACAGAAAAGUGUGCUGGACAGACAGCGACAGGAACAGGAGGCGGCGAGAAGACGGCGAGAAGCGGCGGACGCGUCGGGCCUGGCACUGGAGGCAGCCGAGAACCGACGAAGCCUGAAAGAAAGACAGGAACGACUGCACGCAGACUUGGAGAGACAGCUCCGCGAGCAACGGUUGGAAUUCGAGCAGCUGGAGCAGCAACUGAAACAGCUCCAGCAGCUGCAGAGAGACAUGGGCAAAUCCUUUUCUUCCCUCUCUCCAGUCUCCCAUCCGAACGUAUGUUUGCACGGAGACCCGCAACUCCUGGUCGGCAGAAGCUCAGCCAAGACGCGGUUUGAAUCGCGGAAACUGACGGCUGGGCUCAUGCACGCCGAACACGCUGUACAGACAGCUGCCGCAGCGCUAGCCAGUGUGGAGCGGGCGCUGGAGAGGCGACGCGCGAGAGAAAGAGAGCGAGAGAAGGGCCGAGAAGAUGCAGACGAUUCCCGAGGAGGAAAGGGUGUCCACGUUUCGCAGCCACCAGGCGGCAACUCGGUUAUCGGAGAUCUGUUAAAAGAUCCAGAAAAGGAGAAAAAGGAGGAUGGAGACCCGUUCCGCGCCUCUUCCCUGGCUUCUCCCGCUCUGCCACCGCCUUCCUCCGCCUCAAUUUGCCUUUCUUAUGAUUUGUCAUCCAGAGGGGAAGAGAGUAACGCGUCGCCUGGCAAGGACCAGCUCUCGCGUGCAGUGCCCGCUUCGCCCGGAGAGAGGAAACGUGAAGACGCGAAUGAAGCGAGUUCAAGCGCCACGGAUACAGCGACGAGCGAGACGAAAAAAGCCGAGAAGGAAACGCGCGUUUGCUCUCCGGCUCUCUCGGAAGCAAUCCAGAUCGAGGCUGGAGCGUGGACGACGACGGCCGCCUCGAGUCCGAGAACCGGAGACAGCGUCGACAGCCUCGAAGAGACGCCUUUCACAGAGAACGGAGACGAAGAUAGAUACGAAGAAGAGGCAUCCGAACACCGCGAGGAAGGCGGGCGGUGGAGGAAGGAGCUGGAGCGAAGAGGAGACCAAGGGAAUUUGAAUCGAAGCAUCUGGAUCUGUGUAGGGCAAGCUGUCGCCACGCAGCAUGCAGUGGCCAACCGCGCCUUCCUCGCUCUCAUGGGACCGCAGCACUGCGAUCUCCUCGGCUGUCUGGACACCGUGAAGAAGUUUAUCCUUUUUGGCGCAUCAGACGUGAUGGGGCAGUUUGCAGUUGAUCUGAUCGCGGAGCUGCAGAAGAAGGAAGCGGAGGAGAAAAAACUGAGAAGGGCGUUUUUGUCUCGAGCCACCUCCAAGGAAGGCUGUUCGGCUGAUCCCAGUUCUCGCCUUACCGGGUGUACAUACGCCCAGGAUUUCGAGAGCUCCAGGAAGCUCCACGUCGCCCGAUAUACAGAGCUGAUCAACACCCUGUUUGCUUCUGCUCUCGCGCCCAUCAGCUUCGCCCCACCUCAACCUUGUGCAUCUGAAGGAGCCCGGGACGCCGGGGGCGCCAAGCCAUCUAGACGCUUUCCAGGUGCCCACGGACACUGUGGAGCCGGAGUCGAGGCACGCCACGCAGUUCUCGGCGUUUCCUCGACUACCGCCUCGAACGUGGCGGUGUCGUUUCAACUCUCUGGCGGCAAUGUGCGCGCGGGCGGCGACGAAAGCGCCUCUCCAGACUCCCCAAGAAACCAGGAGAGCAGAGGGCGAAAUGUGGAAGAACUGCUGAUGGAUGUCGAGGUCUCCAUGCACGCGCCAUUUCCACUAACUCUCUUCUUUGAUGCGGUGAGGACGGCCCUGGAGGAUAGCAACAGGGAAGCGCUAGGAACGAGAGAAGACCUUGCGGACGCGGAGCAUCCACACUCGCCUGCCGCGACAGGUCGCUCGUGGCGACGGAGGUCUCGAAACGGAGACGAAGACGCCUGCGCGGGAGACUGGGCAGAAGACGGCUUCCUCCUGCCUCCUGGGCUGUACGCGCACAUGUGGCAGCUGUGCGUCAAAAUGAAAUUCGUCACUGAUGCAUUCCACGGUUACGUGAUCACCGACGCGUUGCAAACAGAGUGGACCGCUCUCACGGUGUACAUACACCGCACUGUCGAGGCGGCACUCGCCCCGCCGCGCUGCCGACGCUCCGCCAAAGACCGCCAUUCGAGAGACACCUCGCCGCAUCCAAUCCCCCUGGCCUGUGCGGCGAGAGAGAGCGCGCAAACCCCGUCGAAUCGAUUCUCGAGUUCUCCGCAAGGUGGGACCGGGAACCUGGCGCGCAGUGGAGGUACACCGCAGUGUAGACCCAGCGGUGCGGCUGAAGAGGGAAGUGAGACACUCAAGAGGCCAGAAGUCCGGAAUUUCGAAACGAGGCGAUUGACCGCGGCAGACAGUGGAGAAGAGGCUUCAGCGUUCGGACUUUUCGCCGCCCACCGAAAAACCAUUACUUCCAUUCACACCAGGUGUCUCCUCUCUCCGCGACUCGCUCCCUUGCACCAGCACGUGAUGGACGUGCUGCGGGCGUCUUGGGCUCUACGAGCCCUGCAGCAGCAGCUCGAAGGAGACGAGAGACACCUGAGAGAUCUGCUAGUCCAGCAGACGAAGAAAUGGAGAGAGCUGAGUCGCCAACGCGGCCAGGUCGACAAAGAGGCUCUAGACCUCCCUGCAGAGAAGGCGCGCGUCGUUCGCGCCUCAUUUGCGAACUUUCUCCAGGCGCCGGACGCGGUACAGCCGAACUCAAGUUCUCCACGAAAUGCUCCGCCGCAGCAAAACUGUGGCAUUGGCGAGUUGAUCCAGCGCGAAGAAGAAGCCAUUCUGGCGGCGAAACGAGGCAUAGAACGCGCCGGUGUAGCCGCGGGCCUCGUGGCAGCUCAACAGCUCUUGAAGAUCGAGAAAACGUUUAAUGCCGCAUGCGAUGGGCUUAUGAGGGCCCUGCAGAAACUGGAGCCUCUGCAGUUGCUCGACGCCCUAGCUCUACGGCUCGAUUUCAACCGUUUCUACUCCAGAGAGGCCGCUAUGAAGGCUGCUCGCGCAAGCGUGGAACGAAAGGUUCGAGGCCUUUGA
Messenger RNA from Neospora caninum, 7017 nucleotides. RefSeq lists its product as hypothetical. Gene Ontology annotation, molecular function: microtubule minus-end binding; gamma-tubulin binding. Lineage: Eukaryota; Apicomplexa; Conoidasida; Eucoccidiorida; Sarcocystidae. The transcript is spliced from 6 exons. The record is from RefSeq and is a predicted model, not a curated record. Gene Ontology annotation, biological process: mitotic cell cycle; microtubule nucleation; meiotic cell cycle. The coding region runs from base 1 to 7017 and encodes 2338 amino acids. Gene Ontology annotation, cellular component: spindle pole; gamma-tubulin complex; equatorial microtubule organizing center.